This is a messenger RNA of Drosophila ananassae, 841 nucleotides long. RefSeq lists its product as uncharacterized. The transcript has a single exon. The record is from RefSeq and is a predicted model, not a curated record. The coding region runs from base 239 to 673 and encodes 144 amino acids. Lineage: Eukaryota; Metazoa; Arthropoda; Insecta; Diptera; Drosophilidae.
UUCGAUGUCAGUGUGUUUGUUAGAUCCCAUCCAGAUUCCGAUUUGAACCAGUUACAGACCCAAAAUUUAAAAUCGUGCAACUCUGCCCAGCACUCGGUCACUUCAAUUCCCCAUAAAUUAAACGGCCGGUUGUUACCAUUUCCGCUUCCGUUUGACGCCAUCAUCCGCUGUUCUAUACACUAUUCGCCCUCCACUUCCGCUGCUUCCCUGACCGCUACUUCCGGUGACUUGCUUCAGGAUGUGUAUGCCGUAUUUGAGUAAACUCUUUGGCGGAAACAAUCGGGCACAGCGUCGUGCCCAGGAUGGCGGGAUAACCCCACGUCCCAGCUUGGCCAACAUCAAUCAGGUAUCGGUGGACACGAUGCGCACGGCCAAGUCGGCAGUCAGCCGGAAGAGCACCCGGGCAGCGUUGCGGGAGGCGGAAAAUAAUCGGAUAGUCGCCAUCGAAAUGCAGGGCGGCGGCACCACAUCCUCAGCCAGGAGUGCUGGGGCGGCAGCGACAACGGUUGCGGCAACGGCAUCAUCGACAGGAGCAGCAUCCGGAGGCGGAGCAAAUGCCACGGCAGCCACCUCAACGGCCGGCGGGGCAGGCGGACGGUCCGGACAACGCACAUCCUGGUGGGAGUACCUUGGCAUGAACAAGAACAAGAAGGCCAGCAUUGAGUCGCUCUAGGACAUCCUCGAAGGAUCCUAUCUCUCGGUCGAUCCCUGGAUCCCUGGUUAUUAUAAUCGCAUCUAGUGCCCGGAUCUAGGAUGCCACCAGGAUAAGCAGGACUCUUCACUUUGGGUUGAUUUUGCACAGAAAUUCCAUUUAAAAAUAUAAGCACACAACUAAAAUUUA